Molecule: messenger RNA, 762 nt
Organism: Naegleria fowleri
Lineage: Eukaryota; Heterolobosea; Eutetramitea; Acrasida; Naegleriidae
Exons: 1
Coding region: 1-762 (253 amino acids)
Source: RefSeq, a predicted model, not a curated record
AUGUGGCAACUGAUUCAUCUCUUUGAAAUUGAGGAUAUAUUGGAUUCCGAAGUGCAAGCUCCUCUUUCCUCCGUGAGGGAAGAGAAAUCGAUGAAUGCACCAGAAAUGGGCACCCAGACGACAGAAGAGAUAAUUUUAGGUGAGUCUUGUAGUGAGGAUUUACAAGAUGUGAGCAAUGCAAGUCCACACCAUCUUGACCCAAUGAUCGAAAAAGAAGUUCACAAGGAAACAACCUCCGAUCAAAGUGCACUUCAAGAGAGUGAAAAGACUGACUUGUUGUUGAAGAAUGCCAUGUGCGACCAGACCACAGUGGAAAAUCAUACAGAUACCUUUGAUUUACAAUCAACCUUAGAGUUGGUACCGUACAAUAUUGAUUGUUUUUCAGAAAACCUUGACCAAAAUUCAAAAGAGGAGCCCACAACUGAUAAUGAGACGUCGUUUAUACCAACAGAAGAGAAACAUUUGGAAAUGCCCGUAUCACCACCUCCAUUAAUGAUUGCCAAUAAGGAGGAUGAGCAAAACGAAGAAGAUUCAAUAGAGGUAUUGUCAAAAGAAAACGUUCCUGAGAUAAUUUCCCGCAGAACAGGAGACUCAUUUGAUGUUGACAGGAGCGACCAAAAAGAAGAGUCCUUUGAGGUUGGAAUCUCAAAAGAUAAGAAUGAGCAAGCUGAGGAUCGAGUGGAGUCACCCCACCCAACAAGCAAUAGUCAAAAGCAACACAAAGCUCCCAUUAAAAGAAGAAAGGAAAUAGACGCUAUGUGA